Messenger RNA from Amborella trichopoda, 1795 nucleotides. Lineage: Eukaryota; Viridiplantae; Streptophyta; Magnoliopsida; Amborellales; Amborellaceae. The record is from RefSeq and is a predicted model, not a curated record.
GAACACUUCAUUUGGAAUUGCCAUUGCUUUCUUCAUUGGUAUUGCAACUUUCACUGUUUCCUAGCAAAAGUCUCCACUACUAAGUCUGGUCGUGCUCUCCGGAGAGAACCGUUUGGCCAUGUCUUCGGCGAAAGCUAUUCUAUCCAUGAUCGCUUCAACAGCUGCCUCUGCAAUUCUCAUGCAUACAAUAAUCAGGGAUUACCUCCCCCGUGAAAUCCACAACUAUAUAUCCUCAAGGAUACAUUGGCUCAGCAAACGUUUCUCAUCACAAUUGUCCAUGGUGAUUGAAGAUUAUUAGGGCUUUAAGGUCAACAAGGUCUAUAAAGCUGUUGAAAUCUACUUAGGCAACAAAGACUCACCAACCAUCAAGAGGCUACGGGUUGUGAAAUCAGAAAAAGAGAAGGGCUUCAAGGUCAUCAUUGAAAGGAAUGAGGAACUUGUAGACACCUUCCAAGGUGUGGAGUUCAAAUGGACGCUUGUGUGCUACGAGUCUCCAAGUGUGGUCAUGGAUCAUGUGAGAACGGAUUCCAUGAGUGAAACCAGGUUCUUUGAGCUUACUAUUCAUAAGAAGCACAAAGACAUGGUUUUGGACUCGUACUUGCUUCACAUCAUGGCUCAUGGCAAGGCCAUAAAAGAAGAGAAGAGCCUGAUGAAGCUCCACACCCUAAACCCUGACUUCCAUUUUGGUGUCACGAAAGAAAUAUGGCGCCAUGUGAUUUUCAACCAUCCGGCAACAUUUGAUACCCUUGCCAUCGAUGUGUCGCUAAAGGAGGAAAUCGUGCUUGAUAUUCAGGGGUUCUCAAAGAGAAAGGACUUCUAUAGGAGAGUUGGUAAGGCAUGGAAGCGUGGAUACUUGCUCUAUGGCCCUCCAGGCACUUGAAAGUCGAGCCUGAUUGCAGCUAUGGCCAACUUCCUUAAAUUUGACAUUUAUGACCUUGACCUUUCAUCUCUUCAAUCUGACUCUGAUCUACGAAAGCUCCUCAUCACCACCACUAACCGAUCAAUCUUGGUGGUUGAGGAUAUUGAUUGCACGGUGGAGCUAAAGGCGGAAGAGCAAGCCAUGGACCAAUAUCCCAUCCAGAGAGAGAAUGAGGGGACUCUAUCAGGGUUGCUGAAUUUUGUCGAUGGAUUGUGGUCUAGUUGUGGGGACGAAAGGAUAAUCGUGUUCACAACAAAUCACAAGGACAAGCUUGAUCCGGCAUUACUCCGGCCUGGCAGGAUGGACAAGCACAUACGCUUGGGGUAUUGCAACUUCUUUAGCUUCAAGAAAUUGUUUUCCAAUUAUCAUUAUGUAGAUGAUCACCCCUUGUUUCAAGAGGCUAGAGGAUUGAUUGAGGAGGUGGAGGUAACCCCAGCUGAGGUAGCUGAACAACUUAUGAGGAGUGAGGAUGUUGGUGUUGUACUUCAAAGCAUAAUCGAGGCCUUGAAGAGGAAGAGAGAGGAGAUGGUCAGAGUUAGCAAAUCAAUGAAGAAAAUGGAGAAAGUGGAAAAGGAAGGAGAUAACCCAAAGUAGAGAACUCAAAGAAGAAAAUGGACAAUCAGCUUUUUCUAGAUUCAAGGUCCAUUAUUUUACUACAAAGUUUACUACAAAAUAUUCACAAGCCUCAUCAAAAAAAAUAUUUGUGAAUUGAAUACUUCUAGCUCCUUUUGUUCAAGUUACAUCCCCAAGUUUUGGGCACCUCCGAGAAGAAAUCUUUUAUGAUCCAAAUUCACUCAUGUUCCGUAUAAUUAUUUGUAUAUUUAUAUAUAGAGGAGUGAUUUCAUGCAAUGGUUGUGUAAUAAUGUAAUGAAACAC